GCCCUGAGUGGUACCAGGAGACUCUGGGAGACGGCCGUCCUGUUAUUAUCUAUCUCCAUGGCAACGUAGGGACCAGGUGGGAUGAGAGCAGCAGGACUGAGACCCUUGAAUUGAUCCUAAUGGAGUCUAGGCCAUGAAACACAGAAUGGAACUGGUGAAGAUUUUAAGUGGUGCAGAUAAUCAUGUCUUAUCUUUAGACUACAGAGGUUUUGGAGACUCUACUGGGGAGCCAAGUGAGUCUGGAAUGACCAGUGACACCUUCUACUUGUACCAGUGGGUAAAGAAGCGAAGCAGAGGGGGUCAUGUCUAUCUGUGGGGACACUCGCUUGGUUCUGGGGUGGCGACCAAUACAGCAGCGAAAGUACAAGAACAAGGUUCUGCUGUUGAUGCUUUAAUCCUCGAAGCUCCAUACACAACAAUUCGAGAAGUCGUAGCCCUCCAUCCACUCGCUAAGAUGUACAUGUUCCUUCCUGGAUUUCAGAGCUUGCUCUGGAACAUACUGGAAAUGAACAACAUUGUAUUUGCUAAUGAUAAAAAUUUGAAGGCCCUGACCAGUCCACUUCUUAUUCUGCAUGCAGAGGAUGACAACAUUGUUCCUUAUCACAUGGGCCUGAAGCUUUACCAGAUAUCCCUCCAGGCUAAGAAAAAAUAUAACACAGAUGUUCGGGUUGAAAUGAUCUCCUACAGUGCAAAUCUUGGAUUCUCCCACAGCAGCAUCUACUUAGAUCCUAAUCUGUCAAAUGUGGUUCGGAAAUUCCUACAAAACCUGAAACAGUAAAGCUGUAGAAGAGGGUUUACUCUUUUUUUAUGUCGGCUUUCACUACUGAAGUCUUGGUUUGUACAUUUUCCAAAAUAAGGCUCCAAUAAACAAAUGUAUUUUGUCACAAAA
Molecule: messenger RNA, 889 nt
Organism: Dicentrarchus labrax (European seabass)
Lineage: Eukaryota; Metazoa; Chordata; Actinopteri; Moronidae
Product: lysophosphatidylserine lipase ABHD12-like
Exons: 10
Coding region: 134-778 (214 amino acids)
Biological process (GO): monoacylglycerol catabolic process; phosphatidylserine catabolic process
Cellular component (GO): endoplasmic reticulum membrane
Molecular function (GO): monoacylglycerol lipase activity; phosphatidylcholine lysophospholipase A1 activity
Source: RefSeq, a predicted model, not a curated record